Tigriopus californicus is the source of this 2833-nucleotide messenger RNA. It is a transcript of the gene Top3beta, whose product is annotated as DNA topoisomerase 3-beta-1-like. The record is from RefSeq and is a predicted model, not a curated record. Gene Ontology annotation, molecular function: DNA topoisomerase type I (single strand cut, ATP-independent) activity; DNA binding. Gene Ontology annotation, biological process: DNA topological change. Bases 119 to 2722 code for a protein of 867 amino acids. Lineage: Eukaryota; Metazoa; Arthropoda; Copepoda; Harpacticoida; Harpacticidae. Gene Ontology annotation, cellular component: nucleus. The transcript is spliced from 2 exons.
AUCAAGCAGCUAACUGGCCUCGUUUUGGUUCGCCGCCAGUCAGCAGGCUUCGUUUUUUCCAGCCUCUAAUACCACAAGUUUACAACCCACCCGCAGUCUCCACAGAGGCUUCCCAACCAUGGUGGGCGUGUUGAUGGUGGCCGAGAAGCCUUCACUGGCCUUAUCCAUCGCUCAGAUUCUCUCCAACCAUAAGUGUGUCUCCAGAAAAGGCUUCAAUGGAGCUUGCUCCGUUCACGAGUGGACCGGCUCCUUCCAGGGACUCCAAGGGGUCAAAUUCAAGAUGACCUCUGUGUGCGGACAUGUGAACACCUUGGAUUUCCCCUCUAAAUAUAACAAUUGGGAUCGAGUAGAUCCCAGUGAACUCUUCUACUGUUCCACCGAGAAAAAAGAGGCCACACCCAAAUUAAAGAUGCCGGCGUUUUUGGCCGCCGAAGCCAAACACAAUGAAUUUCUCGUCCUAUGGCUCGAUUGUGAUAAGGAGGGCGAGAAUAUCUGUUUCGAGGUCAUGAAUUGCGUACUGGACAGCAUGAAACGGCCUCAAGGCGGUAUGAGACAGUUUCAUCGGGCCAAGUUCUCAUCCAUUACCGACAAAGACAUCAAACUGGCCAUGAACACCCUAGUGGAGCCCGAUGAGAAUCAAUCCAAGUCCGUGGAUGCCCGGCAGGAGCUGGAUCUUCGCAUCGGGUGCGCCUUCACUCGCUUUCAAACCAAGUUCUUCCAGGGCAAAUACGGUGAUUUGGACUCAUCCCUGAUCUCUUAUGGUCCUUGCCAAACGCCCACUUUGGGCUUUUGCGUGGGUCGACACGACAUUAUUCAGACCUUUAAACCUGAAACUUAUUGGACUAUCGCUGUGAAGGUCAAGACUGAAUUAUCAGGGCGACAACUUGUCUUGGAUUGGGACCGGCAACGUUGUUUCGACAAAGAGGUGGCCCAAUUGUUCCUAUCGGAUGUGAAAAGCCACAAAUAUGCUACUGUGACUAACAUUUCGUCCAAGGAGAAGGCCAAAGAAAGGCCUAUUGCCUUGAAUACGGUCGAACUGAUGCGGGUGGCCUCCUCUGGCCUUGGCAUGGGACCUCAUCAUGCUAUGCAGAUCGCCGAGAAACUCUACAUCCAAGGGUUUAUAAGUUACCCACGAACCGAGUCAACCCAUUAUUCGGAGAAUUUUGACUUGAAGGACGCCCUCCGACAACACCAAAACUCGAGUGAUUGGGGUGCCGAGGUCCGGGAAUUGCUCUCGCAGGGAAUUAAUAAACCCAAGAAAGGCCAUGAUGCCGGCGAUCACCCGCCAAUUACCCCAAUGCGGGCAGCGUCCCGUGACCAGCUGGAUGGAGAUUCAUGGCGGGUCUAUGAUUACGUGGUUCGACAUUUCAUUGCUUCCUUGUCCAGAAAUUGCAAAUAUCUCAGCACCGUCAUCACCAUAGCAAUCGGGGAUGAAAGUUUCUCCAUGACGGGUAAAAAGACCAUUGACCCGGGUUUCACGGCCUUAAUGACAUGGCAAACGCUGCUCGAGGACGACGAGAACUUACCCACGGUGAAUAAAGGUGACCAACUCAUGAUUGAUGAUGUGCGAUUACUCGAGAAACAAACAAGUCCCCCGGAUUACCUCACCGAAUCGGACUUGAUUACCCUAAUGGAGAAACAUGGUAUCGGUACUGACGCAUCCAUCCCGGUUCACAUCAACAAUAUUUGCCAAAGGAAUUAUGUGACAAUUGGGGCUGGACGAAAAUUGAUCCCCACGACCCUUGGGAUUGUUCUGGUCCACGGCUAUUUGAAGAUCGAUCCGGAUUUAGUCCAUCCGCAGAUGAGAUCGGCCGUAGAGGAGCAGCUGGAUCUGAUUGCCCAUGGACGCGCCAAUUUCAAGUCCGUGCUCAAACACACUCUAGAAAUAUUCAAGUUGAAGUUUCAGUAUUUUGUGAGUAACAUCUCUGGAAUGGAUCAAUUAUUUGAAGUGUCCUUCUCCACUUUGGCCGAAAGUGGGCGGCCCUUUUCCCGAUGCGGCAAAUGUCGACGGUUCAUGAAAUAUGUUAUGGCGAAACCCAGCCGUCUCUAUUGCAAUACCUGCGAUGAAACGCUGAACUUACCUCAAAACGGUAACAUCAAGUUAUAUCAAGAGCUCAAAUGUCCUCUCGACGACUUCGAAAUCCUCUACGUCACAGCGGGGGGCAGCGGGAAAAGUUAUGUGUUUUGCCCAUAUUGCUACAACAACCCGCCUUUCAGGGAAAUGAGAAAGGAUAUGGGUUGUAAUAGUUGUACCCAUCCCACUUGCACCCACGGCCAGAAUAGCAACGGUGUGUCUCAAUGCGUGGAGUGUGAAGAGGGUAUUCUGGUGUUGGAUGCAGCCUCAAUUCCCAAAUGGAAGUUAGGCUGCAAUCGGUGUGACGUCAUCAUUCGAUUGUUCAAUGAUGCAGCUAAAGUCUCGGUGUUGGAUGAGAAGAACUGCUCGGAGUGCGACGCUCAAAUCAUGAAGGUCGAGUACAAAGAGGGCAAAAGCAAGUUGGAGGAGGGUGAACUGACCGCAGAGGGUUGCAUUUAUUGCGAUGAAAGUCUCUCCAGACUUGUAGAGAAACAUCAUGCCGUGCUCAUGCGACGCCGACCUAAUCGUCAGGGAACGGGUCGUGGUGGGGCGGGACGUGGUCGUGGAAAGCCAGGACGGGGUCGUGGAGGAAAAAGAGGAAAAGUGCCCAAGGAUAAAAUGGCCCAAUUGGCAGCCUAUUUUGUCUGAACACCGCCAUUCGAUUUUCAAGGUUCCUCUGUCUCUCUUAUUUACAUCUCUAAUUAAUAUACUAAUCUUUGUUGUUGGUUCUUUUUCGCAAUACAAUUGAGCUCUUUUCAA